Molecule: messenger RNA, 2034 nt
Organism: Nymphalis io (European peacock)
Lineage: Eukaryota; Metazoa; Arthropoda; Insecta; Lepidoptera; Nymphalidae
Gene: serpin-6
Product: serine protease inhibitor 88Ea-like
Exons: 8
Coding region: 210-1448 (412 amino acids)
Molecular function (GO): serine-type endopeptidase inhibitor activity
Source: RefSeq, a predicted model, not a curated record
GCCCUCAUUUAGUCUGCCUCAGAGUCCCAGUCAAACGAGACGUUAAUUUUGCGCGAGGAUAAUUUAUAUCAUAAAAUCUAAUCCCAGAUCGAAUAAGAAACUAACAGCCCUGUGGAUUAACAUUUCAGAAGAUAAUUUAGUUACUUCUUUUAUGGAAUUAUUAAUUUAUACUUAAUACAAUUCAAACGACGUACACAGAACGAACCAAGAUGAUGAAAUUAGGCGUAUUGCUUUUCGCUCUAUCAACAUCUGUAAACAGUCAAUGUUUUUACAAAGAUGAUUCUGCUAAGAAACCUGACCCAGCCGCUCGUUCAAGCUUAUACAAAAAUCAAUUGGAAUUCACAUUGAAUCUUUUCAAUACGAUAAACAAUGCUGUUCCUGAUGACAAUAUUUUCUUUUCACCAUUUUCGGUGUAUCACGCAUUACUUCUGGGUUACUUCGCCGCCGGUGGACAAACAGAGAAAUCCUUAAAAGAGUCUUUGCGGAUAUCAGAUACACUGGACAAGGUGAACUUGCUGAUGGCAUACAAAGUUGACAAGCGGGCGCGCGCGUUUAACAACAACAGCGACAGCUACGAGUUCACGAACGCUAACAAGAUGUUUGUCGACAAAGAACUUCACUUACGUCAGUGCUUGCUUGACCUACUUGGCGAAGAACUCGAGGCUCUGAACUUCCGCAAAAACCCUGAACAGUCCCGCCAGCAUAUAAACAAUUGGGUGUCUCAAAUUACCAAGAACAACAUCAAGGACUUGAUUCCUGUAGAUGGCAUCACGGACACCACGAAACUUGUUCUAGCUAACGCUGCCUAUUUCAAAGGCGUUUGGGCAUAUAAAUUCCCAGCAGAGAGGACGAAGAAACAAGUGUUUUUCGUGUCUGAAACUCGUCAGACCCUAGUACCUUUUAUGAGGCAGAAAGGGAUAUUCCAUUACACGGUUAGCGAUGACCUCGGUGCGCAGAUUCUGGAGCUGCCGUACAAAGGCAACGAUAUCAGCAUGUACAUCCUACUCCCUCCAUACUCAAUGAAGGAAGGAGUGACGAAUAUAAUCGCUAACUUGACCCCGGAGCGUCUCUCGGCCGUGGUGGAGGAAAGUUACAUGGGCCGAGAGGUGGUCGUCGAAAUACCUAAAUUCACCAUCGAGAGGAAUCUGCCCCUGAGACCGAUCCUAAGCACGAUGGGCGUUGGUGAACUGUUUAACUCAUCGGCCGACUUCAGCACGCUGUCUGAAGAUCAAGGCAUUGUUUUCGACGACGCCGUUCACAAAGCCAAAAUUCAGGUCGAUGAGGAAGGUACGGUAGCGGCGGCUGCAACCGCCAUCUUCGGGUUCCGAUCGUCGCGGCCAGCCGAGCCGAGCGUUUUCAUCGCCAACUUCCCCUUUGUGUACAUCAUCUAUGAGCGACCCACCAACUCCGUGCUCUUCAUGGGUGUCUAUCGGGACCCUAAGAAGUAAACUUAACAUAGCUGGGUGAUGGUGACACAUAAGUUCUAUCUUAGUCCCAAUUUGAUACUAAAUUCGAUGUCGCUAGAUAUAUUUGUACUUCUUAACAAAAAAAAGUUUAAAAACAACUAUUUUUUGCUAGUUCUUUUGAUGUCUGAGUCAUUUUAUCUCGAGCUAAUGUCUUUAGCCUUAUUUUUAUCUCCAUUUUCAAGGUUUUAAGUUUUCCGCAUUUAAGAAUUCACAAUUUCGACUUUAAUGAUAAUUUAUAUAUAGCUGAGAUGUACUUUAUGAAGCUGAAUUUUGGAGAAAUGUUUAGAAGUUUUUAGCAGUGACGUUACCUGUUCCCGAGUUUAAUAAAUAUUCGUUACUUGUAAGAGUAAUAUCGAUAAUAAUUUAUUUAUUUUGUAUGAAAUUGGAUUUAUUGGCGAUCGAAAUUCUGUUGUUUUUGUUAAUAACGUAAAAUUAUGUUUUAUUUGUCUACUUUUAAAUAUAUUAUAGUAAAGGUAGUUUUUAGUGUAAUAAAUUAUUAUAACGCGAUGAUUAUAAACUAGACAAUACGUUAAAAACUAAAAUAAAUGACAUUUUAUUUUUUUACGCA